GUCCGCUCUGCUAGUUCCAAGUUCUUUGAAACUUGUAGAGUCAGACACGCGCUGGGAUAGCUCUGAGCCGCCCUUGGAUUUGGAUAAACCCCUGAACGUUAUCAGAGCUGCUGAAGGCUGGAUAGCUAGCAGACAGCACGUGCAAAGGAAGCCGAAUGGGGCUUGUAAACUUCUAAAGGCUCCCUCCAUCACCCCCCACAUCUCCCCACCCUGUUUCCCUGCACCCUUUUACAAUAAACAAGCACAUAGAUCAUCAGGUGGAGUUGGAACGACACUGCUAAAUUAUGGAAGAUUUUGUAGCUGGCUGGAUCGGGGGUGCUACAAGUGUCAUUGUGGGUCAUCCUAUGGACACAGUUAAGACUCGCUUGCAAGCUGGAACAGGAUAUCAAAACACACUGAAUUGCAUUCUCACUACGUAUAAAAAGGAAAGUGUGACGGGGUUCUUUAAAGGAAUGUCUUUUCCACUGACAAGCUUUGCCGUCUACAGCUCUGUGGUGUUUGGUGUCUUCAGCAAUACCCAGAAGUUCCUCACCCAGUACCGCUAUGAAGAAUCUAACAGUUCAAGCUCCCUGUCAGAUUUAUUUCUGGCUAGCAUGAUGUCAGGCGUGGUUUCAGUAGGACUUGGAGGUCCUAUGGACCUGGUUAAGAUAAGGCUCCAGAUGCAAACAGAGCCCUUUCUUAAAGCAAACCUCCAUUCAAAGCCCAGAUCAAAGGACCUUUGGAACCGACCUAUGUACCAGGGACCUAUUCACUGUAUGACAUCAAUUGUCCAGAAGGAGGGCUUGGUGGGACUCUAUCGGGGGGCCAAUGCCAUGCUGCUAAGGGACGUCCCAGGCUAUUGCCUCUACUUCAUCCCUUAUGAGAUUAUCAGCGAAUGGAUCACUCCUGAUAACGACACAACCUCCAAUCCCUACACAGUGUGGUUGGCAGGGGGCAUUGCAGGAGCAAUUUCAUGGGGAACUGCCACUCCCAUGGAUGUUGUAAAAAGUCGACUCCAAGCAGAUGGAGUCUAUAACAAUAAGUACAAGGGUGUCAUGGAUUGUAUCUCCCAGAGUUACCAGAAGGAAGGAUUUAAAGUAAGCAACACUGAAGUGUUUUUCAAAGGAUUCACAGUGAAUACCAUCCGGGGGUUCCCAAUGAGUGCCACCAUGUUUCUUGGAUAUGAACUUUCACUCCAGAUAUUGAAGGGAAACCAAACAGUGACGAAUCCCUGAGUUCCAGGUCAACUUUGUUCAUUUGAGUGAUUUCAUCUGAGAAAGACUUUUUAUUCUCCUGAACCAACUCGCAGACUGUCCUCUGAAACUGGGAACUCUGGAGAAUUUUUUCAUGGAACACAUACUUCCUCAGCUGAAGACUAGCUCCCUCUUGACUUGCAUCUUUGCACCAUUUAUGCCUUCAGAGAUAUACUCGGCAAACUAGCUUUUUAAUGACCCUUUGUUCACAAAUUUUAAGAACCUCAAUCAUUAUUCCCUUGGCUGGAGUCAGAGAAUACAACACGUGGUCAAUGAAACAUCUCUCCUUCCCUCUGAAGGAAAGUUUUAUUGACAGUCAUUUACUCUGCAUCUGAUGUGGUCACUGGGUUAAAUAUAGGUUCAUUCUUGACAAGGCGUGGUGGACCUGGUUCACUAUAACCUUCUUAAAUUCUUUGGUCUCUUUGUGGACUUUGAAGU
Molecule: messenger RNA, 1670 nt
Organism: Vombatus ursinus (common wombat)
Lineage: Eukaryota; Metazoa; Chordata; Mammalia; Diprotodontia; Vombatidae
Gene: SLC25A48
Product: solute carrier family 25 member 48
Exons: 8
Coding region: 285-1214 (309 amino acids)
Biological process (GO): transmembrane transport
Cellular component (GO): mitochondrion
Molecular function (GO): transmembrane transporter activity
Source: RefSeq, a predicted model, not a curated record